GAGCGCGAGCCCUGGCAUCAGCGGCAGCAGCAGCAGCAGUCGAGACGAUCGCAUGUCCUCCUCUCCUUCGCGCACUGGGCAGCCGAAGCUUUGUCCGCGCAUCACCAUCAUCAUCAUCAUCAUCGCUGCGUGCGAGCGAGCGAGCGAGCUCUGUAGGAGCGAGCGCAAUCGCCUCUCGCGGCUCUCAUCCUGCUCGAGACCCAGUCGCAGUCCCGCAGGCCGCCCGCGUGCGAGCGCAAGUUUUUGCCGCUCGUCCACGACCCUCAUCGUUCUGUCGGUCGGUCUUUCUCGGAGAGAACGAGAGAGACGAAGAAGGUCGCACGAGGAUAAAAGAACGGGGUGUCGGUGAGCAAGUACUAGAUCUGAAUAGCAGAUCUCAGAGACCGAAGUCGGGCGACAUCGUUGUUGCGGUGCCGAGAGAGCAAGGGUUCGAGUGGUCGUGGUGCCCUGGGGUUUGGAUUCCAAGAGCGAGUGUGUCUUUUUUUGGGUCGGUUUUAGGGUGCGCCAUUCUCACCUCCGUGGAGGCAGGCAAGCAGCCCCGUCGAGAGAUUUGUCGAGCGAGCGAUUGAAUGGUAGUUAUCGUAUCCAGGUUGGAGAUGAGUUUGAUCACUUGUUUCUAAUCUGGUGUCGUGUGGUGUAGUCUCCUGCCUGCCAGCCAUCGGUGCUCUGUGGCUUCUCUCGCCUCGAUAUUCUCUUUCAGAGCCAGCCUCGUUUUCAGAUCGAGGCUGUCGGAUCAGUGGUCGGUCGUUUUACCUCUCUGCUCCUGCCAAGGUGUUGCCCUGCCUUUAUACCCCUGCUUUCCUCUUUUCCAUCUUCGCAUCAGACCUGUAUGAGUGAUAGUGCGACCUCCUGUUAGCAUCUCACUUGCUUUCUUCAUCCUAGGAAGAACAGGAAGGAGCUUGUUGUGUUGUUUCCAGGUGGAGUCCAUCUUACCUUCACAUGUCCCGUUUUCUUUCCCCGUCGGACUGUCCGAGCCGUCCCCGCUUGUCCUAGAUCUCAAUUCUUUACGGGCUUCCAUCGUUUGCCCUGCCGCCCUAAGGGUCGAUUCCUCCGCCCGUCGAGUCUUGCGACCUCUUUCUUUGACCCGGUCUUUCACUGCAGUUUCCAUCGUCUUUUGGGUAGAUAGUGAGGAGGUAAUGUGUACGAGUAUUCCUGUCUACCAUUCACAACGUAAAGAAAGGAAGAAAAUCUCUGAAAAGCAUUCCCAAACUUGGUGUCUGACAAGCAAAUGAUUGCACGAGUUGAUGUUACCUCAAGUGAACGUUUCACGUUGAACGGCAAGCUCCAGGCAAAUGAUGCAAACAAACGAACACCUCCAUGUGUAAAAUCAAUCUAGUGUGUGGCUAGUUCUAUAUCCAGUGUUGUCCACCCAUUGAUCAGUAACCGGCAGAAAUCCGGGAUUCUAAGAGAGAUCAUAGAUCAGUCGACGUCGAUCCGGAUUGUUGCACUGGAACGAAGUCAAGAGUAACACCUUGCAGGGCAAGUCCUGUUUCUCUGUACCUUAACUGUGAUGCUAAUCUGCAUACUCUUCGUGCAACCGAUCUGGUACUGGAACACAAUAUCAUCCAAAAAUCUGGGAUAACUGCAAUCUGGUCACUAACGACCUCGACCUGUCACCACAUACAUAAGCGCGACAAUUAGGCCUUUUUUUACUUCAGCGCAGAGCUUCUCUAUCCACAGCUACGGAAUGUAAAGGGAAGGCGCCAAAGAGUCCUUUUGUACACGAAUCAGGCAUAGAUCCUUUUGCAGGAAGGAAAUCUUAAGAGGCCUCACAUAUAAUGUUCAAGAGUUCGCCAGCCGUGUCGGGAACCUAAAACGUUCUACGUGACGAGGAGGUGGCCAACUGGGGUUGGGCUUGUCAAGCUGUAGGUUGUGUUGUUGUAAGCGAAGUGAGGAGGAUUCGAAGCCAUGCAGGGAAGAGCCAAGCGAAGUGAGAGCUUUUCAUGACCCAGGAUCUGGUCAUGGAUUCGCUUCCGAGGAUUGCAGAAACUUGCCUAUCUGCAUAUGUGAUGAACUUUCAUCCUGCGCUCUUCUCAAGCUAGGUGGAUUUCAUCAGAGGGCUCCGGAAGAACUCCUCUUCUUGACGACAAGAUGACUACACUCUCACCUCCACCGGGUUUUGGCGGACUACUCCAGCAGAUUGCUUCUGAUGUUCCGAAGCGUUCAAAAGACAGGAGGGUGACAUGGGCCAUUGGCGACAAACUUUGCCAGGUGCGAUUGUUUGUGGCCGAAGAUGCUCCCGUUAUGUCGGGGGCAAUUCAAGAACAGCUGCAAGCCAAGCAAGCAAGAUUCAUGCACAUUUUUCAGACUUCCGUGACGAGUGUUUCCCCGGAAGAUGCCCCUCCUGGCUUUGGCGGAGUGGCUGUAAAGCCCAAGGCAGAUCCAGCUGCCCUAGCUUUGAUUGUAGCUCAGAUUCCAUGGCGUCGUCCUGACAUGUACGCGCCCGAUCCAGCUUGGCAGGUUAAAGCUGGCGACAACAGCUUGGAAAAAGAUAUCCAAAAGGAACGUGAGUUCCGAGUGUUGGAAGCUGUUUACCCUCGUCCUUCUUCAAUCCCCGAAAGUCCUGCAGAACCGUCUGAAAUUCAAGAAGCUUACGAUGACGAGAAGACUCCUCAAAUACCGCUUGUACCUUUGGAAGACGAGGACAUGCCUGAUGUGGCUGACGGUUCCACCCCAGGCCCUCGGUUUUUCAAUCAAAGCGCAACAAGACAACAAGUUGCGGGAAGCCUGAUGCCGUUGUCGAAGUCCGGUAAUCAGUUGCUGUCGACGAACAUCUUAAUGGAGGGAUUGAAACCUUAUACCCGUGACGUUCUUUCGGGGUUCAUCCAAGAGAAUGCGCUAGGAAGGAAAGAGUCGAGUUGGAGAGAUGGUGGCGUUCCAGUCUUCAGGGGCAGAAACCCACCUGUCGUUGAUCAUGUUCCCGAUGUCUUCAGCAGCAGGCCUUCAUCCACUAGUGUCCUUCCUGACAAUCCGGCCUCGUCGAAUCAAACUGGUGCCGAACCUGACGUAGCAGCCGCUGCUGCUGCAGCAUAUGCUGCUCUAGCAAAGUCCAAAGAAGUUGGCAGCAUGAUCGAUAACAAUCUAUUGAUACAACUUCUCAAAGACCCUUCUCUGAUGCAAGCCUUGACGAACAAACAGACCUUCUCUCUUCCAAAUUCCCAAUCAGAGUUUUCUUCCAAUCUCACAGUAGGAGGCCCUUCAAGAGCUCCUGAAAACGUUAAUCAAACACAAAAUGGGAGUAGCGUGGCACUUGGUAGUCAUUGGCCCACAGUGUCACCCGUCUUCCCGUCUUCGGUUGCAGGUGGGCAGGAUGGUUCCCAAACUAGAAUCGGCGACGGGUUUGUUCAGGCAAGUGACAGGUUCCAAAGAAAGAGUGGAACUGACGACAGAUCCCAACCUUUCAUGGCGGUCCCUGUAAAUGGUGGACCCUUGUUCUCAGAAAUGAUGAACGGAGGAAGGGCCGGAACACCUGCUGCCAGUAGACCUGGAAACACUGGAGCUGGUCCGCCUGGGUUUGGCAGUGGAAGUGCUCCUCCAGGUUUCGGCAGCAAUCCACCUCCUGCAGUGCAUGGCUCACAGUUGGCUACUUCUCACACUACAGCACCUGCUUCAGCAAGACCACUGUCACGCCAUGACGAGCAAUACUUCAAAGAUCUGAUCAUGCAGCAUGGGUGCAAAAGCGCCGAUGACGAUGAUCAUGGACGAGCUGGUUUUGAAGGUCAAGGUAACAUUAGUGUCUCAAGGUCUCGCGGUGGGGCUGAAUCCCCGGCCCUAAGGUGGUUUGGUGGUCUGACGGAGGAAGAGGAGAGCGGGAGAUUUGACAGAAGUCGGAGAGAAAGCGACAGACUCAGCACCAGUGUGGAAUCCCAGCAAUCAAGGUCAAAGUCACGAAAGACGUGUAUAUAUUAUGGUACAUCUCGCGGAUGUAGAAACGGCUCAAGUUGUACUUUUGUACAUGAACUGGGCUCGGAGAGGUUGAGGGCUGAAAGGGUACGCAGCGAGCCCUCUCAGAUGCAGUUUGUGAAGAGAUUGAAAGUGGAUGGGUAAAUGACUGAAACUCAACGUGAUUUCAGCACCGCUGGUCACACAUAGGCCAGUGCAAGAGGAGUCUGCUCCAUCUUCUGCCGUAUUGGGGAACUUCAUUGGUGGUCAGUUAGUUCCUGGGCUGCAUCAAAAGAAGUCUUUCCAUCAAAUGGACUUUGAUAUCAAACACGAUCAUCACACGAUCUGAGGACGGAGAUCCGGGCUGGAAUAUGCAAAACUUGUCUCGUCCACGAAGAUGUGGGGGAGAGAAGAACCACGCCCGGUAGGUGAAACUUCAGACUAGUCGCCCUGACCAGUCUGAAGUCGCGCUUCCAGUGUCAUUCUUGCCAGAAGGUGGGAAUGAUCCAGAAGAAGAGUUCACAAUUUUCAUGAGAAGGUAUUGGACUGGGGGUAAGCUGUGAAGUGAAUCUCCAACCUGCCCCAGAAAUCUUCACGGGAAAUGAAUCGUAGAUGACUCUAUCAAUCGAUCCAGAAUCAGAGGUGCUCAAAGCUAAAGUGGACGCUCAGUACAGUUACACGCCCAUUCUUUUCACAUCAGAUGGGUGGGAACCUGCGGAGAAGAGAAAGUCACCGGAGCUAAUCACAGAUAAGUGGCUAUCAAAUUGGAAGAUAGAGCUCACUCAAGCGCUCACCUAAUCUUAAGGAAUUUCGUAUUGCCACGGAAAUCACCUAACCUCCUAAACGCAAGCAGCUACCUCUAAUAAACCAAACCAAAGGUUUGUUACAAUCAGAUUGAUACCAAAAGACACGACAUCGGGAAGGUAGAAGGUAUGCCAUCCUGAGGUCUUGGGGAAGCUCUGUGUGACACAGGAUGUCUAGCUUUCUGUUUUGUGCCCGAAAGCAGGUCGGUCCCGUGUCACAUUUUAUUUGUGCAGGGCUGGUUAUGUUGAUGGCGGAGCGUGUAUCCGAAGGGGGAGGUCUGGGUAGGCAGGUUCCUCGGGCUGUCGGCCAAUGUACAGAUUCCACCAAUCAGCCGACAGACAAAAAGCCCCCGUCCUUCCGGGCAAGCAAGGCAUAUUCACAUUGUCCCUUGGCGGGUUUGUGUCUUUUCUUGCCACCGAGCACGUAGUGUGUAGGAGUGUUUGAACCGUGUCUGACUUCCGACGCGACGAGACUUGCAUACCUUCAGAUAGACUCUAUCAUGUGGAUACUCCUGAAAGGAUUCGUCGGAACAAUUGUAUAUUAAAUCCUCUUUCAUUCCCGAAAAAGCUUGCUUCUGCA
This is a messenger RNA of Marchantia polymorpha subsp. ruderalis, 5265 nucleotides long. The record is from the annotation of a GenBank genome assembly. NCBI's taxonomy places the organism in Eukaryota, Viridiplantae, Streptophyta, Marchantiopsida, Marchantiales, Marchantiaceae.